CAGUGCCCUGAUGAUCGGUGCCCAGCAGUGACACCCGCAAGUUCCGCCCAGCAGUGCGCCCACUAUUGCCCCCACCUGUGCCCAGCAGUGCCCCCACCUGUGCCCAGCAGUUGCACCCACCUGUGCCACUCUGCAGUGCCACCUACCUGUGCCCAGAAGUGCCACCUACAUGUGCCCAGCAGUGCCACCCACCUGUGCCCACCCACCUGUGCCCACCAGUGCCACCCACCCACCUGUGCCCACCCACCAGUGCUGCCCACCAGUGCCACCCACCAGUGCAGCCCAGCAGUGCUG
This is a messenger RNA of Staurois parvus, 294 nucleotides long. The record is from the annotation of a GenBank genome assembly. NCBI's taxonomy places the organism in Eukaryota, Metazoa, Chordata, Amphibia, Anura, Ranidae.